Calidris pugnax (ruff) is the source of this 3191-nucleotide messenger RNA. RefSeq names its product huntingtin-associated protein 1 (gene HAP1). Lineage: Eukaryota; Metazoa; Chordata; Aves; Charadriiformes; Scolopacidae. Gene Ontology annotation, cellular component: dendrite. The record is from RefSeq and is a predicted model, not a curated record. Gene Ontology annotation, molecular function: signaling receptor binding. Gene Ontology annotation, biological process: neurogenesis; neurotrophin TRK receptor signaling pathway; anterograde axonal transport of mitochondrion.
AUGCCCGGCCGCGCUCCGCACCUGCCCGGGGAGCGGCUUUUGUUAUCGGCGGGGCCGCGGGAGCGAUGUACGAGGGCCCCGCAGCCGCCUCCGCGCCGGGAGCAGCGCCCAGCGGCAGGGGCCAGAGAGGGGACUCCGCUGCCUGCCGGCAUCGCUCCAGGGAGCCAGGGAGGAAGGGGCUUCUCCCCAUGGCAGCCGCCCCCCCCACGUAACCCAGCCAAACUGGACGCCGCCGUCCCACAAGAGACCCCCCCCGGCCAGCACCCACCCUCCUGCCACCUCCAACCCGGCCCGGACUCACCCAGUGCUGCCCUGCCCCACGCCAGCCCCGCGCCCCACGGGUCGGCCGCGGGUGGACGCCGUGAUGCCGCGACCAUCACCGAGCAGAUCGAGGAGACCCUGCGGUAUUUCGGCCCCGCCGGUUACGAGGAGCUCAACGGGAACGCGGAGCCGGGCGGCGGCGGCGGCACCGACCCCAUCGCCCGGGAGCUGGAGGAAGUCCUGUGUGCUGAGCGGGUGGUCAGGAUCACGAAGACCUACCAUGACAUCGAUGCUGUCACCAAUCUGCUGGAUGAGAAGGAGCGGGACCUGGAGCUGGCGGCGCGCAUCGGGCAGUCCCUGCUGAAGCAGAACCGGAGCCUGACGGAGCGCAACGAGCUCCUGGAGGAGCAGCUGGAGUUGGCCAAAGAGGAGAUCGCACAGCUGCGCCACGAACUCUCCAUGCGGGAUGAUCUGCUCCACUUCUACACCACCACCACGGAGGAGAGUGAGCCCACCUCCACCAUCUCCACACCGCUGCGCCGGAACGAGUCCUCGCUGUCCCUGCAGCAGUACUUCCAGUAUGACACCUUGCAGCAGAAGCUCAAGAGCCUGGAGGAGGAGAACCAGAAGCUUCGCAUGGAGGCCACCAACAUCGCAACUGAGACCUCUCAGUAUGAGGACCAGGAGCAGCAGCUGAUGAUCGACUGCGUGGAGCAGUUCUCCGAGGCGAGCCAGCAGGUAGUUUACCUCUCGGAGGAGCUGGCCCGCAAGGCAGAGGACACAGCGCGGCAGCAGGAGGAGAUCAGCCAGCUCCUGGCACAGGUUGUGGACCUGCAGCAGAAGUGCCGUACGUACGGCUCGGAGGUGGAGGAGCUCCAGCAGCACCUGGCCGUGGCAAAGGAGGUGCAGCAGCAGCUCCGGACGGAGCUGCGGGACCUGCAGGAGAAGUACGCGGAGUGCGGCGGGAUGCUGCAGGAAGCCCAGGAGGAGGUGAAGAGCCUGCGCAGCCGCAGCCUCCCCAACAGCACCGUCAGCCGCUACGCUGCACCCAGCCUCCUGCCUGUGGUGAGCGGGGGGCACGGGAGCUACCUGCGCGUCUUUGAGACGGUGAAAGCUGUGAACCAGGCAGCAAAAGCCAAGUCUUGCUCCGAGUCUCCCCACAACGUGCCAGCCUCCAAGCAAUUGUCAGCUGCCCCCUCUGGGGGGGCCAGCACCCCCCAAGCUGACUGCUCCGGCUCCGAGGAUGCCCAGGGCGAGGGGGCUGGAGGGAAGCCCUGGACAGCCCCGGGCCGGCAGGACCUGGAGGCAGCGGUGCAGCGGCUGUCACUGCGGCAGCAGAGCCACGUCUCCCAGGAACGCUCCUUCUUCGAGGCGGAGCGGGAGCACAAGCUGGGGCGGCUGCGGGACGGGGAGAGCUCCAGCGGCUUCCUCACCCCCAACGACAGCGUCGUCUCCACCGGCACCAACUGCUCCGGGGGCUCGGAGAUCACCGUGGGCUCCGGCUUCUCCCUCAGCUCCCUCACCUACCUGCCCGACAAGCUGCAGAUUGUGAAGCCCCUGGAAGGCUCUGUGACCCUCCACCACUGGCAGCAGCUGGCACGGCCCAACCUGGGUGGGAUCCUGGUGCCCCGUCCGGGGGUGCUCACCAAAGACUUCAGGCAGCUGGACACGGACCUGGAGGAGGUCUACAACCUCAAUGACCUGGAGGAGGACGACGUGGACGCCAGCUCUUUCCAGCUGCUCCCUACCUCAACGCCCACCAAAGCCAAGGAGCGCCCCGGGGUGUUCCUCUCCGCUAACAACCUCCCCCAGACCCCGUCUACCUUCACCAUCACCACCUGCCACAUCCUCCACCCCACCUCUGAGAUCACUACGGUGACACCCAGUCUGUAUAACGCCGUCGUGCCUUCUUGUGGGCCCCUUGAGGGGCUGAGCCUCGGCAGCCCCUCGCCGGAGCCGUCAUCCCCCACGGUGGCACCUGGUCCUGGACCCCCGAGCACCCCCGUGGGACUCGUCAGGCUUUUGCAGCUGCAGGGCAUCUCCGCCUCGGUGCCAGGGACCAGGUCGUGGUGGGACCCCCAGUGUGCUGACACCCAGCCCUCGCCUGCGGGUGGGGGGCAGGACGGGCCCCCGCCCAGGAGCAGCAUCUUCAGCUUGAACCUGGUGGAGAAGUUGCGGCGCCUGGGGCUGGACAAGGUGGUGGCCAGAGGGGAGAUGUCCUACGCCCGGGGGGAGCACAGGGGACCCUGGGGGGCACUGACGUGAUGGUACUGCAGAGCCUGUGAGCUCAGGAGAAGACACAUCCUCCAUCCUCUUCAUUGCCUGUCCGUGGGGAAAUGGAGAUGGGAUGGGCUUUCAGCCCCAGCCCUGGUGAUGCCCUGGAACCCAACAACACUCCCUGGCUGCCAGGGGACAACCCUGGGGAGCCCCAGGACGAUGCUCCCCCAGCCCCGUGUCACCCAGCCGUGGGGGUCCCAUCAGUAAGGAGCUGCGUGGGGCCAUGCUCAGGGCUCUGGGGGGGCCAGCUCACCCUGUCCCCCACUGUUGGGGUACGGACCCUUCACAGGAGCCCGUUACUGGCAAUAAAAACUGUUCCUGCUUGUGCUGAGCCUGGCGAGGAGCAGCUCAGCCCCUGGGGGCUCUCUGGGCUGCUGCAGCGAAGGGUGAUGCUCAGCCUGGGCUCGGGGGGGGGACCCUCCUCCCCUGGGGUGAGACCUCCCACCCCUGACCAGCACCUGGGCUGAAUUUUAAAGGGAAUAGUGGUUUUAAACUCUUUUCUGCCCACUAAAUAGCAGUAGCAACAGCACCCCUGGCUUGGGGGACACCUGCAGUGGGUGGUUUUUGGGGUGUAGUUUCUGGUCCCCCCCUGACUGCAUCCCUCACCCCCAGCCGUGCCCUGUCCCCUCGUCAAAUAAAUGUGAAGUCACGAA